GGUUUAUCGGCCGGUGAAUAAAACGUCAUCAAAGAGCGCCGAAGCUCUGGGGAAGCGGAUUUCUUAGAAACGAUUGUGAGAGGAUCGAAUCGGCCUUGGGAUGUCUCUGGCUGAUGAGCUCUUGGCUGACCUCGAGGAGGCAGCAGAAGAAGAGGAAGGAGGAAGCUAUGGAGAAGAGGAGGAGGAACCAGCAAUUGAGGAUGUACAGGAGGAGACACAGCUGGAUCUUUCUGGAGAUUCUGUCAAGAGCAUUGCCAAGCUAUGGGAUAGCAAGAUGUUUGCUGAGAUCAUGAUGAAGAUUGAGGAGUAUAUCAGCAAGCAAGCCAAAGCCUCUGAAGUGAUGGGACCAGUGGAGGCAGCCCCUGAGUACCGAGUCAUUGUGGAUGCCAACAACCUGACUGUGGAGAUAGAAAACGAGCUGAACAUCAUCCACAAGUUCAUCCGGGACAAAUACUCGAAGAGGUUCCCUGAGCUAGAAUCCUUGGUGCCCACCGCCCUGGAUUACAUCCGUACAGUCAAGGAGCUGGGCAACAGCCUGGAUAAGUGCAAGAACAAUGAGAACCUCCAACAGAUCCUGACCAAUGCCACCAUUAUGGUGGUUAGCGUCACCGCCUCUACCACCCAGGGCCAGCAGCUGUCGGAUGAGGAGCUAGAGCGGCUAGAGGAGGCCUGUGACAUGGCACUGGAGCUGAAUGCCUCCAAGCACCGCAUCUAUGAGUAUGUGGAGUCCCGGAUGUCCUUCAUCGCACCCAACCUGUCCAUCAUCAUUGGAGCAUCCACGGCUGCCAAGAUCAUGGGUGUGGCUGGAGGGCUGACCAACCUCUCUAAGAUGCCUGCCUGCAACAUCAUGCUGCUUGGAGCCCAGCGCAAGACACUAUCUGGCUUCUCUUCUACCUCAGUGCUGCCUCAUACUGGCUAUAUCUACCACAGUGACAUUGUGCAGUCUCUGCCCCCAGACCUCCGGCGGAAGGCAGCCCGCCUGGUGGCCGCCAAGUGUACACUGGCAGCUCGUGUGGACAGCUUCCAUGAGAGCACAGAAGGGAAGGUGGGCUACGAACUGAAGGAUGAGAUUGAGCGCAAGUUUGACAAGUGGCAGGAGCCACCACCUGUGAAGCAGGUGAAGCCCCUGCCUGCACCCCUGGAUGGGCAGCGCAAGAAGCGAGGGGGCCGAAGGUACCGCAAGAUGAAGGAACGGCUAGGACUGACGGAGAUCCGGAAGCAGGCCAACCGCAUGAGCUUUGGAGAGAUUGAGGAGGACGCCUAUCAAGAGGACCUGGGCUUUAGCCUGGGACACUUGGGCAAGUCAGGCAGUGGGCGUGUGCGGCAGACACAGGUGAAUGAGGCCACGAAGGCCAGGAUCUCCAAGACACUGCAGCGGACCUUACAGAAACAGAGUGUGGUGUAUGGUGGAAAGUCAACAAUUCGGGACCGCUCCUCAGGGACUGCUUCCAGUGUGGCCUUCACUCCACUCCAGGGUCUAGAGAUUGUGAACCCACAAGCCGCUGAGAAGAAGGUGGCAGAGGCCAGCCAGAAGUAUUUCUCUAGCAUGGCCGAGUUCCUCAAGGUCAAAGGUGAGAAAAGUGGCACCAUGUCUACCUGAAGGGGCCCGCACCCCAGUCACCAUCCACUGAAAGGACAUAAAGGACUGGAGCUUGCACAGUGACACAUAUCCAGCCGGGAAGCUGUGGUGUGGUGCAGGAAGCCUUCCAAGGCCAUAGCAUCCAAGGAAAAGGAUGAAGAAGCGUAGCCUUCCUCCCCAGCACCCAUGCUGCUGCUGCCCCCGAGUGGCAGGGAGGUCGUCCUCACUCUCAGUGUGCUUACUCACAAGGGAAGGCAGUGCUUUUAUAGAGCGAGUACAAUUAAAUGCGCACCGUUGGGCUCUGAA
Molecule: messenger RNA, 1885 nt
Organism: Apodemus sylvaticus (European woodmouse)
Lineage: Eukaryota; Metazoa; Chordata; Mammalia; Rodentia; Muridae
Gene: Prpf31
Product: pre-mRNA processing factor 31
Exons: 14
Coding region: 101-1600 (499 amino acids)
Biological process (GO): spliceosomal tri-snRNP complex assembly; mRNA splicing, via spliceosome
Cellular component (GO): U4 snRNP; U4/U6 x U5 tri-snRNP complex; precatalytic spliceosome
Source: RefSeq, a predicted model, not a curated record